This is a messenger RNA of Porites evermanni, 927 nucleotides long. NCBI's taxonomy places the organism in Eukaryota, Metazoa, Cnidaria, Anthozoa, Scleractinia, Poritidae. The record is from the annotation of a GenBank genome assembly.
AUGGAAACAGAAAAUUUUACAGAGGAUGAAAUGCAGGCAUUACCAGGGUUUCUUUGCUCAGCGGGUUUAACAAGUAGACUUCACUUUCAGUUGACCUGUCUUUCAGUUAUAAAUGCAUUACUAUCUGUUACUGCAGUUCUAGGGAACACUAUAAUACUAUUUGCUCUUAAUAGGGAAUCAUCCCUUCAUUCACCGUCCAAACUUUUAUUUCGCUGUCUAGCCACAGCCGAUCUCUGCGCUGGACUCAUUGCAGAGCCUUUAACAGUUGCGUUUUGGAUCUCGUUCCUGCACGGACGACGGGAAAUUUGUAGGUACACAUUGAUGUCUUUGGGAGCUGGCUACACUUUAAUCUCGGUAUCUUUGUGUACCUUGACUGCAAUAAGCGUCGAUCGUCUCCUCGCACUUGUGCUGGGUCUAAGAUAUAGAAAAGUAGUGACGAUGAAGCGAACGUAUGCGGUUGUCGCGGUCUUUUGGGUCGGAGCCACAGCCGGCACCACCACGUUUUUCUGGGAUUACCGUGUAACGUUCUGGGGAGGCUACAUGACAAUAUCGCUGUUUCUUUUGAUCUCAACUGCCUCUUACAGCAAGAUUUUUCUUAUUCUUCGUCAUCGGAAAACUCAAGUACGAGAUCGUAAUAAACGAGGACCGUGCCAAGGAACUACGGUCAACCUUAUGAGAUACAGGAAAGCAGUUUACAAUGCACUGUGGUUGCAGCUGAUGCUGGUGGUCUGCUAUCUACCUUAUGGAAUAGCGGUGGCUUUUUCUGCUAAUAGGGUUAUGUCUUCGCCUCUCUUUCUUGCUAGACAAUGUACCGUCACCCUUGUUUUCCUGAAUUCGACGCUUAAUCCAAUUCUCUACUUUUGGAAAAUGGGAGAAGUUAGGCGAGCUGUAAAGAAUACAAUCAGCCAGUUUUUAUCCUUCAACUAG